AUGCAUUUCACAUCUAUCACCGCCGUUGUCCUGGCCACUUUGGCCACUGGUACUCAGGCCUGGCAAGUCACCGCCUACAACAAUGUGGGCAAUUGCAAAGCCAACAGACAAAGCACUUACCGCAUCAUCUCUGGUGCUGGCAACAACGAAGCCUGCAUCAACUUCAGCGGAGGUAAUGCCAACACCAAGUGCACCGAGUACCUAAACGGCGGCACCAGCAACCGCGGCUGCAAUGGUGGAUUCGACGUUCGUUCCAUGAUCCAGGAAGCUGGAAACUGUAUCGUUUAUGAUUCGCCCAACUGCGGCGGUAGAUACCAGGACAGCAAUGGUCCUACCAACAGGGCCUGCGCCUCCCUCGAGCGUUACAAGUGGGGUAACAUCAAGUCCUUCAAGUGCAGGGGUUGUAAAAACAGGACACCGUAUUAUGAGGUCUGA
Fusarium coffeatum is the source of this 435-nucleotide messenger RNA. RefSeq lists its product as uncharacterized. The record is from RefSeq and is a predicted model, not a curated record. The transcript has 3 exons. Bases 1 to 435 code for a protein of 144 amino acids. Lineage: Eukaryota; Fungi; Ascomycota; Sordariomycetes; Hypocreales; Nectriaceae.